Molecule: messenger RNA, 3294 nt
Organism: Pezoporus occidentalis (night parrot)
Lineage: Eukaryota; Metazoa; Chordata; Aves; Psittaciformes; Psittacidae
Gene: RNF2
Product: ring finger protein 2
Exons: 8
Coding region: 249-1259 (336 amino acids)
Cellular component (GO): PcG protein complex; ubiquitin ligase complex
Molecular function (GO): ubiquitin protein ligase activity; chromatin binding
Source: RefSeq, a predicted model, not a curated record
GCUGCCGCUCGCCAUAUUGUGCCGCUGGAGCUGCGGCUCACCGCUGGCGAGAGAGGGCGGUGGGAGCGAGUUGUGUAGGGCGACGUCGGCGGCCUGAGGCGGGAGCCCGGCGGGCGCUUGGUGCCUUUGGCGUUGCUGCACAGCUGCGGGGAGCUUCUGAAGCCCUGAGGUAUCCCUGGGGACCAGCGUGCUGCGGGAAUAUAGAUAAAUGUGUGUGCACACAUACUCUGGAAGCUACACGGAGAGCCAUGUCUCAAGCCGUGCAGACGAAUGGGACGCAACCUUUAAGCAAGACGUGGGAGCUCAGUUUGUAUGAAUUGCAAAGAACACCUCAGGAAGCAAUCACUGAUGGCUUGGAAAUAGUUGUGUCACCCAGGAGCCUGCACAGUGAACUGAUGUGUCCCAUUUGCUUGGAUAUGUUAAAAAACACCAUGACAACAAAAGAAUGUUUGCAUCGCUUCUGUGCUGACUGUAUCAUUACAGCCCUCAGGAGUGGCAACAAAGAAUGUCCCACAUGUCGUAAAAAGCUAGUUUCAAAGAGGUCAUUGAGACCAGAUCCCAAUUUUGAUGCUCUCAUCAGUAAAAUUUAUCCAAGCCGAGAUGAAUAUGAAGCUCAUCAGGAGAGAGUGCUAGCAAGAAUCAGCAAGCACAAUAACCAGCAAGCUUUAAGUCACAGCAUUGAGGAAGGAUUAAAGAUUCAAGCUAUGAACAGGUUGCAGAGGGGCAAGAAACAACAGAUUGAGAAUGGUAGUGGUGCAGAAGAUAACGGUGACAGUUCACACUGUAGCAAUGCCUCAACACACAGCAAUCAGGAAGCUGGGCCUAGUAAUAAGAGAACCAAAACAUCGGAUGAUUCUGGGCUAGAACUGGACAAUAACAACACAAGUGUGGCAAUAGACCCUGUAAUGGAUGGUGCUAGUGAAAUUGAAUUAGUCUUCAGGCCUCAUCCGACCCUCAUGGAGAAUGAUGACAGUGCACAGACAAGAUACAUCAAGACCUCAGGCAAUGCCACUGUUGAUCACUUGUCCAAGUACCUAGCAGUAAGAUUGGCUUUGGAGGAGCUUCGUAGCAAAGGAGAAUCAAACCAGAUGAACCUUGACACAGCCAGUGAGAAGCAGUAUACUAUUUACAUUGCUACUGCCAAUGGGCAGUUCACUGUAUUAAAUGGGUCCUUUUCCUUGGAACUGGUCAGUGAGAAGUACUGGAAAGUGAACAAACCCAUGGAACUGUACUAUGCACCAACAAAGGAACAUAAAUAAGCUGUGCUGGAAAACUGAGAUGGGACUAACUCUUUUUAUAGCUAUGACUUCUUUAAUAUUAAAAGAAAGCACCACCAUUACAUUCAUGGACAAUACACAUGAUGCCUUCAGGCUCUCAGUAUACUUAUUAAUAUGAUUAGACAGUAUUCUGGGUUGUAUUUAAUUUAGUCUUUGUUUUGGGCUUUUGUUUUUUCCCUAGGAGACUAAAUGACCUUCUCCAGUGCAUUCCAGUGUUUGACAUGCUUUUUUGUUCCUAAUGCAUGAUAACUGAAUGAGUGUUCCAGUUUGGAAUGUCUUAUUUUGUCCAGGUAAAUCUGGAUUUCUAAUACAUUUGACACAGUUAUAGUAGCCUCUGUGAAGUACUGAGCAUUGGAUGGCUAAGUAAGUCUAUUCAAUAGUAACAUAUACAAAGGAAUGUGUUAAAUGUUGUACUUUGCUAAUGGUUAUCCAUAUAAAAGAUUGGUAAAGGAUUUCUGAUAGUCUUCCAGCUAGAAGUAAUCCAAUUAAUCAUUUUCUUGUGAACAGAGAUGUAGUGAGAAAACCGACACUUUAAAACCUUGCUGUUUACUGGGCCUAAUACUUCAGUGCAAGGUGAUUCAUGAGAUUGAAAUAUCCACUAAAAAGCAAGCCAAUCAAAAAAAAAAAACCCUAAACAAGCCAAACCCGUAACUUUCCCAUGUAGAACAUGCCAAUCUUGAUGGACACUGCAGCUUCCCACGUGAUCUAUGUUGUAGUGUCCUCACAAGCCUAAUUGAAGAAAAUCUGGAAGUUUUACAGCCCUACUAUGUUCCCUGUAAUAACAGAUUUUUAUUGUGAAGGUAUUAGAAUGUUCUGAAAAGUCUGGGUUUUUUUAAAAGCAAAUGCCCCAAAUUCCAGCACAUGGACAUAAUGCAACAUCAAAAUGCUUUGCUUUAUGGAAUUUGUGCCACCCCACCACCCCAGCUGGGAGCUUAUCCUGCCUUCAGUUUUGAGCAGGGAGGACAUAAGCUGCUUGAGGUUUGUUUUCUUUUACUUUUUUUACCAUAGCUUAACAAAUGUGGUUUAGCACUUUGGAAGACAAUUUUAGUACUUGACAAAGUUUACCAUUUAAGUGUCUUAAAUUUAGGUUCAAGUUUUAAAACUUGGCAGUAGGCUGUUGCGUGAAGUCCAGUAUCUACUGUUCGUUAGCAUGUUAAAUUCCUCUUACCUCCCUCUGGACCUUGCUGCCACUUAAUUGGGGUCACUUUAAUCAUUAGCAUUCCAUUUUAAGGGAAAAUAUGUUACUGUGAAUUUCCUUUGCUCUAAGACUUGCUGAUGAAUCUUGCACCCGUUUGCACCUGAAGCUAGAAGCAAGAAAAAUUGCUACGAUAGGCAAGAAGUAAUGUAUUUUAAACCAUAUGGUAUUGCUCCUUCUUCUUGCCUGUAAUUAAGACCAGUUUUGGCAUGUGGUAUGUAAAGAAGGAAGUACCCUUCCAUGGCUUGUGUCUUUCAAGCCUAGCACUUGUAAAUAUGCAUCCAUUCUGACUGCUGCUUCAUAUCAGCUGUAUCCCAAUGUGAAAACUGCACAUACUCCUUUGAGUAACUUUUUUUUUCUUACUGGAAAGACUUUUUUUUUUUUUUGUGUGUGACAGGAAAUAGAAGUUUUCAGGCCCCAGCAGAGGGGGCAGUUUUUAAGGAACUACAUUGUUCAUGAAUUUCUGGUGAAAUGUUGCAUUGUGUAGACUAGUAGUGCAUGUCCGCUAAAUAUAAUCUGGAGGGGUGGGAGCAGUCAUUAUAAAUGCUUUAAAAUAUAUGGGGAAUCUUCUAGAUUAGUUGCAGCAUACCUUCCCAUUGUGAUAGCUAAGGUAAUGUUCAGUCCCUUAAGAAAGAGAGAUGUUUGUGAAACUAAGCAGUCUGUCUAGGAGGUGUCUGUCACUUUGUCCCCAGUUCUUUAAAAAGUGUGGGAGAAUGUGAAGCUUUUAUUUUCAUGUUGUAGUGAAUUUAUUGAAUAUUUAUGUUCUUUAAAUAUUAUAUAUAUAUAAUGUAGUUGUUUGAUUAAACCAUUGAUUGCACUGUG